AUGGUCUCGGAAGAGCUGUUCGAGCUUUGCCAGCCAGUCCUCCAAAACACCGCCCUAGACGAUGAGGAGCAAACUGAGCAGCUGGAGGACCUUCUCCGCUCGAACACUACAUUAACCGGAGCUUCCCUAGAAAACGCAGUCCUUGAUAUCUUAUGGCGUCAGCGCAAUCAGUCCAAACCCAAUGCAUCGCCGCCAACGCGACAUACUAUUAUUCGCCGGUCAUCCCCAGCGCCAUGGCAAGUGCGCUCCGCAACGCCGAUUUCGUCUCCUUCAAUGACCGGCACCAGUCCGGCAGGCCCUGGUUUUCAUCUGACCCGAGCUGGCCUUUCACGUGGGCCUCGUUCGUCGACCGCGUCCCCGUUCACCUCCCCACGUCCGUCUCCUCGUCUCGCCUUUGCGCAACCCAUACCACAUUCGCCGAACCUCAAUGCAUAUGAGUUUUCUGACCAGAAUUCCCCGUCUUCAGAAUUGUAUGGUGAUUUUGGCAGUGAGAGCAACGUCGAUUGGUUGGUUGCAGACGAUCAACUUAGCGUCACAUCAUCUGUCGGUGGAUUGAGCGCAUCUGCGCCAGAAUUUGUACCGGACAUGAGUCCGCAUGAUAUUCUCCGCUCUGUGUUGGGCGACAAAAAGUCAAAUGAUGAAAUCGAAGCGGCUCUAGAGGCCAACAGCUACGACCUUGGUGCUACGAUUGCAGCACUUUCGGAAGAUCCGGGCAAAGAUGGGUCGCAAAAGUCAGAUGAAGGUCGAGUUGUCGUAGGGAAAUCCAUGACUGUGGACCACAGUCGCCCGUCGACUCCUUUGAAUCAAGCGCGCACCCCGGUGGUGUGCAAGUAUUGGCUUUCUACAGGUACAUGCUUGCGGGCAGAUUGUCGGUUUAGCCAUGAUUUGACGAAUCAUAUUUGCAAAUAUUGGAUGAUGGGCAAUUGUCUUGCCGGUGAUGGAUGCCCGUUUUCGCAUGAUCCUGCAAGCCUAAUGGGCAAUUUGAGCAUUACUGAUGGGCUCAAUCAACAAUCGCCAGCGCAGGCCAACUUUCAGUUUGACAACAAUCAAGAGGCAUUUCCAGCUUUACAACCUGCCGGGGCCGCUGGAGAACAGUGGUAUGGUCGAGACAUGCGCAAGUACACGAAUCAUGUUUUGAUUACCACUCCAGCAGGCAAUACGUCGCCAUUGGGAGUCGGUCGAAGGAAUGGUUCAAGCCGUCCUCAGUCUCGACCGACCAGUCGCCAUCAGCAACGCGACUUGAAUCCGUCUCCUCUUUCUGUUGAUGACCCUGAAGCUUUCCCGGCACUGUCAGCCAUGGCAGCGAAGGGAUCAGGCAAGAAGCAUCAUGGCAAGAGAGGAGGCCAUAACAACAAGGAGACUGUUGCAAGCUCUCUGGCUGAUAUGGUGCGCAUCUCGUCACCUGGGCCAGGCAAAGGAAAGAACUCCAAGGUCGGGAAGGAGGUGAAGACUCGAGAACUGAGUGCCGCAGCGUUGGCUAUACCAGCGCCACAGAAUAUUCCUUGGCUGGAAACUGGACCUAGAGCCAAUCAACAGUACAUCAAAGCUCGUACGGAUGCCAUUCGACAUGGUACUGUGCGAAACAAGUUUUUGCAGAGUGCCGCGCAAGCGUGGAACCGAAACGAUGCUCGAGCAGCCAAGGCAUUAUCGCUGCGAGGACAAGCUGAGAACGAGGCCAUGCGUAGAUGCCACCGAGAAGCAGCUCGACAGCUUUACGAAGAACGCGAGCAGCAUCUUGCAAGCAGUGGCCUCGACGGAGCUGUCGAGGAGCUCUACGUCGAUUUGCAUGGUCUACACCCUGAAGAAGCUGUCAAAUACCUGGACAAAAUCCUCGUGAAGCAUUCGACAGAAGACCGAAUUCUCUAUGCCAUAACUGGGACGGGCCACCACUCCAAGAAUGGAAAGGAUAAAGUGGGCAAAGCAGUCAAAGUAUGGCUCAAUGAGCUAAAGUACGUCUUCCGCGAGUUCAGCGUGCCUGGCGAACGCGGUGGCUAUGUCGGUGGUGUCUUGGGUAUCGACCCUACCAACUACGACAAAGAAGCCGCUGCGAAAUGGCGCAGCGAGGUCGACGCCCAGUCCGAGACAAACGACGCCCAGCCAGUUUUGUCGAUGGGGAAGAUUCAGCUACUCAAACGCGAAGACACUAACGGCAAGUAA
Talaromyces amestolkiae is the source of this 2157-nucleotide messenger RNA. RefSeq lists its product as uncharacterized. The record is from RefSeq and is a predicted model, not a curated record. Lineage: Eukaryota; Fungi; Ascomycota; Eurotiomycetes; Eurotiales; Trichocomaceae. Gene Ontology annotation, molecular function: RNA binding; metal ion binding. Gene Ontology annotation, biological process: negative regulation of DNA-templated transcription. Gene Ontology annotation, cellular component: nucleus. Bases 1 to 2157 code for a protein of 718 amino acids. The transcript has 3 exons.